AUGUUUGCUCAACAAUUAGUUUAUAUUGUUGGAAUAUUAAAUCUGGUUCUUGCCGGUGUUGCUAUUUUUUGUGUUGUACAAGCUGAAGAUCAUCCCGAACGCUUCUCACUGGUCUAUAUAGCUAUAAGUAUAUUUGCAUUUUAUAUGGGAACAAUCAUAGUUAUUAUUAUAUUACAAAUUAUUGAGACACUUGAAGAACAACGUGAAAAAAGUUCGUCAUCAUUAGAAAUUCAAAUGCCAACAUUAACAAAAGGAUUAUCACCUCAAUUAAAUUCAAAUAUUGACGAAACGAUUACAACAACAGCAACAGAAGAUGAUUUACGUCCGCUUCGAAGUCAAGCAUUAUCAUUGAUUUUAACUUGCGAUACAUCCUAUCAAACAUCAUCAUUAGUUUUAAAUAAUUCUAAAAAUACGACAAACGAAAUUAUUGUUACAUCAACUUGUUGA
Molecule: messenger RNA, 447 nt
Organism: Rotaria socialis
Lineage: Eukaryota; Metazoa; Rotifera; Eurotatoria; Philodinida; Philodinidae
Source: the annotation of a GenBank genome assembly